AUGUCAGUUAAUAUCAAACAUGCAGGCAAGGUUUAUCCUAUGAAAUUGUCUGCAACCACAACAGGGGCAGAUUUAAGGGAAUCAGUAGAGAGAUUAGUCCAAAUUCCUAGCAGCAGACAAAAAUAUAUGAUAAAAGGUGGAUUGAUAGAUGAUGUUUUGGUUAGCGAUGUGAUCAAACCGGGUGCGAAUGUGAUGUUAUUAGGUACACCUGAUAAAGAUCUAAUAGUCAAACCCAAAAAUACUGAGAAAUUUAUCGAGGAUUUGGAUAAGAAUGAACAGGGACAACAUCUGAGCAAAAUGCCAAUGGGCAUUGCGAAUCUUGGCAACACUUGUUACAUGAAUGCGACAUUGCAGGGAUUGUUUCGCAUUGAUCCGUUGCGGGAACAAGUCCUGGAAUUUGAUGAGAAGCGUGCUAUAAAAGAAGGCGUUGACACCUAUCAUGCCCAGCUUGUGCGUGAACUCAAGGUCACAUUUCAAAAAUUGAAAGACAGAAAGGGAGAGAAUAUUACCCCGCUAUUAUUAUUGGAGAUUCUAAGGAGAGUAUUCCCACAGUUUUCAGAGACAGACCCACAGGGAGGGUUCUACAAACAGCAGGACGCCGAAGAGUUAUUUACACAGUUAUUUCAUACUUUGAAGACAGUAUUUGGGAGCAAACUAAUGGAUAACUUUCAAAUUGACUUCAGGACCACUUUGCAGGAUACUACGAACGAAUCAGACGUCAUUGAGAAGGUUGAAGACGAUUUGAAGUUACAGUGUCAUAUUACUGGUGCGACUAAUUUUAUGAAAUCUGGUAUUAAAGAAUCCUUAAGAGAAAAUAUAACAAAACGUUCUGAACUAACUGGUGCUAGUUCCACUUACAGCGUUGAGAAGAAGAUUACCAAAUUACCAGCUUAUUUAACUGUGCAGUACGUUCGUUUUUUCUGGAAGAAGUCCACUGGCAAAAAAUCCAAAAUCUUGCGCAAGGUCCAGUUCCCAUUUCAGCUUGACGUCGCUGACCUUUUAGACUCCGACUACGCCCAAGAAAAGAUCAAAGUCAGAGAUGCUAUCAGAGAAGUCCAUAAAGAGCGUGUAGAUGAGAAUGCAGAAGUAAAACGCGCUCAGGAAAACGUUUCUUCCCCCUCGGCAACACAAGCGUUGGCGUCUAUUUCUUCCACGGCAGAGAGUAGAAACGAACGCUGGGCGACCGAGGUUAAGGCCCUGUCUCCCCCUGAUCUACGUCCAGGUGAAAAUCCUUCCUGCAUUUAUGAUCUUAUUGGUGUCAUUACCCAUCAAGGGGCUAACUCUGAAUCUGGUCACUAUCAGGCCUUCAUCAGAGAUGAUGCCGAUGAGAAAUGGUACAGGUUCGACGACGAUAAAGUCACUGCAAUCGAAAAGGAAAAGAUAGAGUCUCUUGCGGGUGGUGGUGAAAGCGAUAGUGCUCUCAUCCUUAUAUAUAAGGGACUUGGCUUAUGA
Eremothecium cymbalariae DBVPG#7215 is the source of this 1452-nucleotide messenger RNA. RefSeq names its product ubiquitin-specific protease UBP6 (gene UBP6). The record is from RefSeq and is a predicted model, not a curated record. The transcript has a single exon. NCBI's taxonomy places the organism in Eukaryota, Fungi, Ascomycota, Saccharomycetes, Saccharomycetales, Saccharomycetaceae. Gene Ontology annotation, molecular function: protein binding; cysteine-type deubiquitinase activity; proteasome binding. The coding region runs from base 1 to 1452 and encodes 483 amino acids. Gene Ontology annotation, biological process: regulation of proteasomal protein catabolic process; protein deubiquitination; proteasome-mediated ubiquitin-dependent protein catabolic process.